AUGAUCGCUGGACGACCUUGCCUUCGACGAUUUCUGAAAUACACAGGCAGUCAUCAAAGACGCUUCCAAGAAGUUGAAGAAAGGUUGUGGAUAGAGGAACGGCCGUCCCCGUGGCGAGCUGCGAAUAUAUCGAAUAAGCAGCCGCGAACAAUCGAGCCAAAAAAACGCAGCUAUAGGACAAGAGGGCUGCCAACCCGAAUGGACUGCUGCAAAAGAAAAAUCGGCAAAAACUUUGAAAAUAGAAUGAUCUCGACCCGAGAUGGGCGUGCAAAGGACCCCCGACUUUGCACAACAAGCCUACACCUCGGUGUAAGGCAGGGGCGGAAAAAGAACUACGGACGCAUCAAAAUGCACAUCGCUUCCCACAUGUCAGGACAUUAUCGACAGACUCUCUCUUGGACGUAUAUCUACAACAACUGGAAAAGAUCAAAGCCGACAUUAUCGGUUUAUGCGAAACUAGGAGAGCACGCGCUGUCUCAGCGAGGUAGACAAGCGGUGAAGAAAUUCUGCUGGGAGAAAGAUCCAACAAUGUGCCCAGAACAGGUAGAGUCGGUUUCAUUAUAA
Molecule: messenger RNA, 564 nt
Organism: Ostertagia ostertagi
Lineage: Eukaryota; Metazoa; Nematoda; Chromadorea; Rhabditida; Trichostrongylidae
Source: the annotation of a GenBank genome assembly